This is a messenger RNA of Cinara cedri, 6595 nucleotides long. NCBI's taxonomy places the organism in Eukaryota, Metazoa, Arthropoda, Insecta, Hemiptera, Aphididae. The record is from the annotation of a GenBank genome assembly.
CGUAGGUUUUAAUUUUUAAACAAGUGCGCUCAAAAGUGUUUGGAUAGGUGUGUAUUAUGUGUGGUAAGUACAUAUAUAAAACAAUUUUAAUUUAAUUUGAUUUUUAAAUAAGCUUUGGAUUAUCUGUUUCCGUUUCUUAUUUCAGCUUGACGAAAUUUAGAUUUGAAUUAUUUACCAAGAACCUAAAGGUUAACUUAAAUCUUUUUCUAUAUUAUAAUAUAAUCUUUAUAAUCAAUAGUAAAAGAUAAGCAAACAAAUUUCUAAAUACUGAACAAAUAAUGUUAAUGGUUUAUCCGUAACAAAACGGAAACGUGUGAAGUUUAGUAUUCAAUAUUCAUCACGGCUAUAGAUAUGUUAUAUGAUAUAGUUUAUCUAUAGCCGUGGUAUUCAUGUGGUGUCUAUUAUCUAAUACCUAUCUUGUUCUCGAUAUUUCCGAUAGUCUAAAAUCUUCAAAUUAGCAAGUCAUUGUCCAUAUUAUGCAUAUCAACGGCGUCACUAUCGUCCUGCACGUCAUUAUCAGUAUUCCUAAAUUUUUAUCACUCAGCCAUUAAUCAUUAUUAUAGUUUAACAUAAUCAUUGCCAAUUGGUUUUGUGCAACUAAUAUUUCAAUUAGUUUUGUUUUAAUAUUAAUUAAAAUUUAACUCUUAAGUUUAGAGUUGACUACUUGACCCUGCCUUACUUUUUAGUUUAAUUACGACUUCAGAUUGGAAAUAUGGUUCAUUUAAGUGGUAAGUUUUUAGUUAACAUAACUGUGUAACAUUUGUUUCCUCGAGUAUCAUUUUUUGUAUAUAAGGUUUAAAUUCUAUAUUAUCGAUACUUUAAAAAAUGAUUGAAAUAUGGUUCAGUGCACUGUUUUUCCGAUUUUGAACAUCGAUUUUUGUAUUGAUAAACUGUAUAUUUACGGUUAGUUCAAUGUUAAAAUGUUUGUAUAAUAACUGUUGUUGUGUUUAUUACAUUGUAAUAAUUUACAAUAUUGAGAAAAAAUUAUGUAAAAGUUUUUUGGGCAUUUGUGUACAUUUCCUGUCUACUUGUAAUCCUAAAUCAUACCUAUCUGCUUCUAUAUUAAUAGCCAUACUAUUUGUGGUAUCGGAAACAUUGACAAGAAAUGAUGUACAUAAUAUUUUAGAUGAUCGUAUUUACAUUGUGUUCAAAAAAAUUAUGAGAGCAGACUGGUAAUAUAAAUCAUUUUCAUUGUACCAUUUAAUUUAAAUCUGUAUAUUUACACAUUCUUAGAAAUGUGUAAAAUACAUUGUUUACUUAACAAUACAAAUUAUGAUAAAUAAAAUUGUAACAAAUUUUGACUAAAUGGUUCAAUAGCACAGUUCAUAUACCGUGUAGAUAUUUUUAAAAUCCUUGUUUAUAAGAAACCGAUUCUGAAUGUUGAAAAUGCUUUAUACAAACAAGGUAAUUUUCAAUUGUUGCAUAAAAAUCAACAAUUGUCUAUAAACUGAUCACAAUUCAAAGUCUAAAAAUCCAACUUAAAACUUAUGUGAAAGUUUUCAAUAUCCAGAACAUUAAAAUAUGUUUGCUUAAUCGUCAAAUGUUUUUCUUUAAUGUUGACAGACACUGUGUACUCAUUUUCGCAGCAUCAUUUUUAAAAACUGGCCUUACACUUAAGAAAUGCUACUUGGAUCAUUAAUAACUAUUUUUUUUUUUUUAGAAGCUCAAGAAACGCUUAAGAAAUACAGAGAAGAUAAUGAACGAAAGAGUAAAGAAGUAUUAAAUUUAUGGGAAUCGUGUGUUAAACAUAAAAUUAAACAAUUAGGGAAUGAUCGUAAGUUCUAUUAAUAAUUUACUAUACAUACAAAUAUUAAUUUCCUAAUACAAAUCAGUAAAAUUAUAGAAUCAUUAUAAAAAUUAUAUAGUAGGUGUUUAUAGAUAUAAUUUGUAAUUUUAUUUUAACAUUAUUUUAUGUUUAAAGAUUAUAUUCAUUAUAUUGGUGGGCUUAGUUGAGUUUUUUUUUCUUUCCUAUUUGCGUUUAAUAUUCACUAAAAUUCAAAUUGUUCAAUAUUAUCUAAUAUUUAUGUAUAAUUUUGAGUUAUUAUGCUUUAAAUAUUAAGGUUAAUAAACUUAUGGGGUUUGGAAACUGACUGCUUUUUAGGAAUUGUGUAUAGACUGUCUUUUUUUGAAUCAUGUAUUUAUCAAAAACUGGUUUUAUGUCAUUAUACUUGAGUAUUCAAUGUAGAAUAACUUAGGUAAGAGUUUUUUUGUUUAAAAAUCAUUAAGCUCAGACUAUAAAAAAAAUAAAUUAAGCAGAAAUUUAAUUAUGUUAUCAUAAUAAUAAUUAAUAAUACUUAUAAUACAGUGAAAACUGUCAUAACGGAUAUAAUAACAAAGUUCCGGAAAAAAGAUAGGCAUUCCAAUGUAUUUUGACUUGUCUAUAAUGGACUCUCUCUAUUACAGACAUGGACAGUAAUAUUUUAAGUUAAUACCUCGAUAAUAGGGAACAAUAUUAGUUCAAAAUCAAAUAUAUUGCAAAUGUGUAUCAUGUACAUUAUACUUAAAUAUCACACAGCAGCAUCACUAGUCCAUUUCGAAUACCGAUUAUAAUAUAUUAUAUGUAUGAUAAUAAGGAUAAAGUUAAUUGCAAGCAUGAAAAUAACCAAAAAUACAUAUAAAACGUAAAGAUUAUUCAGUGUGGGACUUUUCUGAUGGGAAAUUUAAUGGUUGGUCUGGGGAAAGCAUCCAGGAAAACAAAAAAAAAUAUAAACAAGGUUUUUAGUAUAAGAACCACCCUGUAUAAAGUUUACACAUUAUAUAUAUUAUACAGAUUAUUAUGCAAGUAUAAGACAUAAAUCAAUUAAUUUCAAGAUAACAUGUAGCUUGUCCACAAAAUACCUCUAAAUAAUUUUGUUCAAUUUAUGACAUUUGUUGGUAUUCUACCGAGAGAAAUUCCCUUAAAACCUUUAUUGGGUUAAGAUAGAACUGUAUUAUAAACUACUUUCUGUCUCAGACGUCUAUCUCUAAAGAUAGGAUUUGCCUUUAAAAUUUAAAAUAAUUUAAUACUUUAAUUUGUCUUUUUUUUUCUGACUACUCUUUUACGAAAAUACUCGUCAAUAACGGACAUUUUUUAUGGUUUCACUGUAUAUAGAAAUCAUUCAUAAUAUACACUAAUUAUUCAACAAUUUGUAUUAACUUUCCGUAAAAUAAAUAUUAUUAAAUCAUGUGUGUUUAAAAUAUUACAAAUUUGAAAGCCAAAAGUUUCAAACCAUUAUUAAAUAAUUAUAUCAAAAUCGUUUAAUGAAUUUAAGACUUAUUAAAAUUAAUAAAUAUUGUCUACAAAGCCAAUAAAUACAUUAAUAAGAAUUAAAUAAUAUCAUUUGUUUUAGAUUCUGAGUGGAGCGAAGAUGCUUAUAGUUUUACAAAGAUUUUAUUUUGUUUUUUUAUUUGUGCACAACUUUUCUACCAAAAAACUUGCUCAGAUUUCUAUGUGUUGCAUCUCUUCUGAAAAGAAAUUUUCAUGUGGAAGCACUCUAGACAGGUCAUUUUUCGAUUUUCUCAGGAGUUUUCUCAUCAAAUUCAAAAACCGAAAAACGGGAAAAUUUUUUUUUCUGUUGACAACUUUUUUACCAGUAAUUUUACUUCAAAUUUUAAUAUAGCAAUGUUUCUGAAAAGAAAUUUCACUAGUGAGGUAUUUAAGAAAGGUCAUUUUUUGAUUUUCUCAGGAGUUUUUUCAUCAAAUGUGAAAAACCAGGAUAAAACAUUAGAAAACUGGUAAAAUCGGUACAACACUAAUUAAAUAUCAUUAAAGAAACUAUAUACAUUCCAUUUAAUUAUUUUACUAUAAAAUGACAUAUAUAGUUGACAAAGUACCACUCACUAUCAACUGAACUCCGCUCAGAAUUGUCUUUUCUUAAGAAAUGGUUUAUUGUUGCUUACAGAUAUACAUUAUAUUAUCUAUAACAGUGGCUGCACCUGUUCCCAUUAUUCUAGAACAUAUUUUUUAUAAUGCAUUUUUUGUGUAUGUUCAUAGUAAUUUAAAAAAUAAAUUAUCAAAACUUUUAAUUUUAUUAAAACAAAAAAAUUGUUUUGUUACAGGUUAUUUAGUUUUGGAGCAAGUAUUAAUAGCGGCAUGUGAUUGUAAUCGUAUUGAUAUUGCUAAAGUUUGUUUACAAAUGCUUCGUGAUAAAUUCCCUGACAGUCUGAGGGUGCAGAGACUUUCUAUAACAAUAUUGGAAGCUGAAGAAAAGUAAUUUAAUAAUAUUUAUUAAAUUAAAAAAAAAAAAAAAUAUGUAUAUAAUAUUUCACAAGCAGUAUUUCAAGAAUACGAAUUAAUUAAUUAAAUGAAUUGAUAAUCAUGUUACAUUGAAUUUUUUUUUUUUUAUUACAUUCCGUUAUUACUUUUUUGUUGUACACCAAUACCAUGCCAUACGCAAUAAAAAAAAUCUUUAAACCUACUGUUUCAUAAUGUAUAUCUGUGUAGUAAUAAAUUUUAUAAAGAGAAUUUUAAAUAUUCAACAAAUAUUAUGUAUAUUAGAUAUGAUGAAGCAUUAGAAGCUCUUGAUAAACUAAUCAAGGCAGAUGAAACCAAUGCCCAAACCAGAAGACAUAAAGUGGCAAUAUUAAAAGCUAAAUGUCAGAAUAUUGAAGCAAUAAAAGAACUUGUUGAAUACCUUAAAAAGUAUAUAAUUAAUUAUUUAUUUAUAAUAGGUAGUAAUAAACAUAUUUAUUAUUUUAAUAAUAGGUUUAUGGUAGAUCAAGAAGGUUGGCAAGAAUUGAGCAAUUUAUACUUGUUGGAAGGGGAAUAUGCAAAAUCUGCAUAUUGCAUGGAAGAAAUGAUUCUACAUAAUUCUCAGAAUCAUUUAUAUCAUCAACGGCAUGCUGACAUACGAUACACACAAGUAUUGAAUUAUAAACUUUAAACUAAUUAUAUAUAUUUAUAUGAUUUAUUGUAUUAAAUAUAUUUUUUAGGGAGGUACAGACAAUUUUGAAUUAGCUCGUGCUCACUAUUCAUAUGCUAUACUUUUGAAUCCUAAUAAUGUCAGAGCAUUAUAUGGAUUAUAUUUGGUAAGAAUAAAUAUAUAAUGUUCAUUUAAAAUGUAUACUAACUAAGUCAUUUUAUGUGAAUUAAAUGUGUAUUUUAAGAGAAUAAAGUUAUUAUCCUCGUUGAGUGUCAAACUUUGUUAAGUACACAAAUAUAAAUGUGUCAGAGUUAGGGUGGGCAGUCAGUUAUAAUCUCAAUAAAUCAAAUAAUCCACCAAUUUAAUACUUAAUAGUGGAGUAAUAUAGAUGUUAAACUUAGAAAAAAAUGUGUUGAAAGUUUAAAUUUAAUUACAAAAUAUAUAUUUUAAAAUAAAAAACUAUUGUAAUCAUUUAAUUAUAGUGUAUAUAAAAAAAAAAUGUAUAAUUUUUAGACAGCUCGUAGUUUAAUGUCAACACAAAAAAGUAACCAAACCAAGAAAGCUACAUUUAAGAAAAUUGCUACAUUGUCAUUAAAACGAGUUGAACACAUGUACAGGUAAAUAAUAAUUCCUUUUUAUUUAUUAUUACAUAAUAAGUAAAUAAUUUAUUUCUGUUUUAGUGAGAAAAAACAGUUAAACAAGAAAAAUCAGCUUUAUGUUCUUGAGACAUUAAUGGGAUCAUUGCAUUUGAGUUUAAAUUAAAUAAGAUAUAAUGUUGGUGUAAUCAUAAUAUUUUUACUUCACAAUUAUUUUUGGCAUUUAUUAAGAUUAUGUGAUAACGUAAAAAUAAAUUCUUCAGCAAGUCUAAAAACAUAUUCCAUGUUUUCUUCUAUUUUGGUUUCCCUAUAUUGUUUAUUUAUUAAUAUAACUUUUUAGACUGGUUAACUGACUAGUGUUUUUAAAACCUUUAAACAAUAAAGCUGUUGUUUUUUAAUUUGAUAGCAAAAAAAAAAAAAAAUACAAAUAAAUUUCAGUACUUUUCUAGAUAAUAAAUACUAAUCAGCCUCAAGUAAAAGAUAAAAUGACUUAAAUUUGGUCCUCUAUUCUCAUGUAAUAAAUUUUUCACUGCCCUUUAGAAAAUGUUUAUUUGCAUUAAUAUUUUGUUUCAAUUGCUAUAAUUGUGCGAUAAAUUUGUAAGUGUACACUUACGAACAAAAUUAUAAUGUAAUUUUUAAUAAUGUAUUACAUGUAUUUAAAUAUUUUCACAAUUUGUUUAUUAUAGAAUAUUAAAAUAAUUUGAAAUGUUUAUACAUAUAUUUAUACUUUUUUUUUGGUAAUGCAUUAAUUUUAUAAAAAUCAAAAACAAUGACUUAUUUGUUAUCCAAAAACUAGUUUUCAUAAUAAAAUUAAUUAUAAUUUAUAAAUAUUUAAUAAUUUUAACUACUUACCUAUUUAAUUUAGAAUAAAACUGUAAAUUAUAAACAAUAGUUUAUGCUGCUGUGCUAAGCAGAUAAAUAGUAUCUCCAUCUAACUAAAAUGUCAUAAAAAUCAAUUGAAUAGUUUUAAACACAAAGCUGAUCUGUGCACCACGUAUAAUUAACAUUAAAAAUAGACCCCUAUGUAGUAAUUUUAUGUCAUAGAAUUGACUUUAUGAACUUGUCAAUAUUUUUGUUUAUUCCUUGUCUAUUAAAAUGGACUUACACCUUAUUUGUUAAGCACUAUCGGAAAUAAAAUAACAGUUAAUUAAUUUCUAA